This is a messenger RNA of Sphenostylis stenocarpa, 1389 nucleotides long. NCBI's taxonomy places the organism in Eukaryota, Viridiplantae, Streptophyta, Magnoliopsida, Fabales, Fabaceae. The record is from the annotation of a GenBank genome assembly.
AUGAAGAGACUUUCAACUUUGGUGGAUGUGUUUCUGGUUCUUGCAUUGUUCAGUUGUAGCCCAUGGACUGUGUGGGGCAGCUCUUACUGCAAUCGGAUAAACUUGAAGGAAGUGCGGCCUCACAGUGUCAGUAUUACCGAAUUUGGGGCAGUUGGCGAUGGGAUCACUCUCAAUACAAAAGCAUUUCAGAAUGCCAUCUUCUACCUAAAUUCAUUUGCAGACAAAGGUGGAGCCAAGCUUUUUGUUCCCGCUGGCCGGUGGUUAACUGGAAGCUUUGAUCUCAUCAGCCAUCUAACAUUGUGGUUGGACAGUGAUGCAGUAAUUCUUGGAUCAACGAACUCUGACGACUGGCCAGUUGUGGAGCCUCUACCAUCAUAUGGUCGAGGAAGGGAGUUGCCCGGUGGAAGGCAUAGAAGCCUCAUUUAUGGGCGUAAUUUGACUGAUGUUGUAAUAACAGGUAACAAUGGAACUAUAGAUGGUCAAGGGAGUAUCUGGUGGGACAAGUUUCGGAACAAAACAUUGGAUUAUACACGUCCUCAUUUGGUCGAGUUGAUGAAUUCAACCGGGGUUCUCAUCUCAAACGUAACUUUCUUGAACUCACCAUUUUGGACCGUUCACCCCGUAUAUUGCAGCCAUGUUACAAUUCAUAAUGUCACCAUCAUUGCUCCUCUUAGUUCACCAAAUACAGAUGGAAUUAAUCCAGAUUCUUCAGACAAUGUAUGCAUUGAAGACUGUUAUAUAAGCACUGGUGAUGAUCUGAUUUCCAUCAAAAGUGGAUGGGAUGGAUAUGGCAUUUCAUUUGGUCGACCCAGUACAAAUAUUAACAUUCGGAGGCUCACUGGGAAAACAACGAGUGCAGGGAUUGCUAUCGGAAGUGAGAUGUCUGGAGGUGUAUCAGAAGUUCAUGCAGAAGAUAUUUACAUUUUUGAUUCACAUAGUGCAAUUAGAAUAAAAACUUCCCCUGGCAGGGGUGGUUAUGUUAGAAAUGUCUACAUCUCUAACGUGAUCUUGGCUAAUGUAGAUAUUGCUAUUAGGUUCACUGGUUUAUAUGGAGAACAUCCAGAUGACAAUUAUGACCCAGAUGCUCUUCCAGUAAUUGAAAGGAUUACUAUCACGGAUGUGAUAGGGGGAAAAGUCAAACGUGCGGGCCUUAUACAGGGUAUUAAAGGUGACAACUUCGUCAAUAUUUGCCUAUCAAACAUCACACUUAAUGUGACCUCAAAAUUGCCAUGGAACUGCUCUUACGUUAAAGGAUACUCUGACCUGGUUUCACCGGAAGCUUGUGAGCCUCUCAAUGAGCGAAUAUCCCCUGAGCAUUGUUCUGACUGUUGCUAUUCACCAAACCACUUAAAGAGUUUGGGUAAUCAAAACCGGGUUGCUUGGGUUUAG